This is a messenger RNA of Podospora pseudopauciseta, 363 nucleotides long. RefSeq lists its product as uncharacterized. The record is from RefSeq and is a predicted model, not a curated record. Gene Ontology annotation, biological process: nucleoside metabolic process. NCBI's taxonomy places the organism in Eukaryota, Fungi, Ascomycota, Sordariomycetes, Sordariales, Podosporaceae. Gene Ontology annotation, molecular function: catalytic activity. The transcript has a single exon. The coding region runs from base 1 to 363 and encodes 120 amino acids.
AUGGCCGAAAGCCGACCUGCCACCCGGGAUGAGUUCCAGAUCGCGAUUAUGUGCGCCCUCCCGCUCGAAGCUGAAGCAGUGCUGUACCUUUUCGACGAGUUUUGGGAUCGAGAGGGCGACCCCUACGGAAGAUCACAACAAGACUCGAAUGAAUACAGGACAGGGAGAAUUGGCCAAGAUGAUGUUGUCCUCGUUAUUCUCGCUGAGAUGGGCACUAUAAACGCUGCCAAUGCUGCCCGCGACCUCCUAUCCAGUUAUGUCAAGAUCCGAUUAUGUCUUGUUGUGGGUAUCUGCGGAGGUGUGCCAUCACCCGAAGUUUCCAGACAUGACGACUAUAUUCGAUUGGGCGGUGUUGUUAUCUGA